This is a messenger RNA of Diorhabda sublineata, 6770 nucleotides long. RefSeq names its product formin-binding protein 1-like (gene Cip4). Gene Ontology annotation, molecular function: protein binding. The record is from RefSeq and is a predicted model, not a curated record. Lineage: Eukaryota; Metazoa; Arthropoda; Insecta; Coleoptera; Chrysomelidae. Gene Ontology annotation, biological process: signal transduction. The transcript is spliced from 13 exons. Bases 170 to 2041 code for a protein of 623 amino acids.
AUGGUAUUUCAUUCUUGAAGUUGAUUUCGUACUCGAACGAUCAGACAAAAGUCGAAGAACAGCCAUGUUGGGUAGUGUCGGUGAAAACGGUGUAUAUUCUUAGAGAUAUAAUUUCGAUUAUUUGUGCUUGUGUUGUGCUAUUUGUUAAGUGUUUGACAUAGUUUGGAUUAUGACUGCUUUAACCGAAAAUUUAAACUGGGGCACUGAGCUCUGGGAUCAAUAUGACAAUCUGUCCCUUCAUACAUUAAAAGGAAUAGACUUUUUGGAAAAAUAUGGUCAAUUCGUAAGGGACCGUGCUACAAUAGAAUGCGAGUACGCUUCAAAAUUAAGGAGACUAGUCAAAAGUUAUCAACCUAAGAAAAAAGAUGAAGAAGAUUACCAAUUUACUUCUUGCCAGGCUUUCAAAAUGUUAAUGAACGAAGUUAACGAUUUAGCUGGUCAACACGAAUUAGUCGCCGAAGAUCUACAAGCGAAUGUUAUAAAGGAACUUACGGCGUUAGUUAAGGAUCUUAAAGAAGAACGGAAAAAACAACUACAGGAAGGUUUACGGCUAUCACAAUCUCUCCAAGCUCAAAUCGAGGCAUUACAAAGAGCGAAAAAAGCGUACGAUAAAGCGUACAAAGAAUCGGAAAAGGCGAUAGAAAGUUUUCAAAAAGCGGACGCGGAUUUUAAUUUGUCGAGAGCCGAAGUGGAAAAACAAAGAUCGAAUAUGUCACAUAAGACGCAAGCUUGUGAUUUAGCGAAAAAUGAAUACGCACAACAGUUGCAAAGAACUAACGAGCUACAGCGACAACAUUUUAGAUCCGGAUUACCGGAAGUAUUUAGGCAACUUCAAGAACUGGAUGAAAAGAGAAUAAAAAAUAUAAAAAAUUUCAUUCGCGCUUCAGUCGAUAUCGAACGUAACGUUUUCCCUAUCAUAAAUAAAUGUUUAGACGGAAUCCUCAAAGCUGCGGAUAUAAUUAACGAAAAAGAGGAUACUUUAUUAGUUAUAGAAAAAUACAAAUCUGGUUUUCAACCGCCCGAAGAUUUUCCGUUCGAAGAUUUAUCAAAAGCAGGAAGCGAUUCGGGAAGUGCUAGUAAUAUUAGUAGUAUACCAACAAGUGGUAAAGUUAAAGAAGGAAGUUAUACUGUCAAAGGAACGAUAACAAAUAAGGCGAUGAAGAAACGAGGAGGACUCUUCCAUAUAUUCGGAAGCAGAGGGAAGCUUUCGGAAGUCUGUAUGGCGAUAAAGAAUGCUGCAAUUUCUGACGGAAAGGAGGAUUUGAGCGAAUUGCCACCGAACCAGAGGCGGAAAAAAUUGAUGCUCAAAGUUGAAGAACUCAAAAACAAAGUUGCUCAAGAGACAGCGGCUAGAGACGGACUCAUGAAAAUGAAGGGUGUAUACGAGGCUAAUCCGGCGUUAGGUGAUCCUCGGACAAUAGAAAGUCAAUUGAAUGAAUGUAGCCACAGAUUAGAUAAACUUCAACAAGAUUUAGCCAGGUACCAAACUUAUUUAGAUGAUGCCAUUAAAGGAAUCCAAUCGGGAGCUAACCAUUCUUCCCUUACGAAUUCCCCUAGGUUAGUAAAUGGUACGAGAAGAAGAAAUUCUGGUGGAAGUGCAGCCGAGGAAGAAUCUUUAAGUAGAUCGGCCAGUGAUAGUAGCGUGAAUCAUAAUAACCAUAAUAAUCAUAAUCAUAGUAAACCGUCAGCUCCUGGUACCCCUCAAAUGAAUAAUCAUGGUUGUUCAAAUAGUCCCGAAAGUGGCCUUGGUACUUCGCAUACAUCCCUUCCUGGUGCUGAUUCAGACCCCGAUCAAUACGACGGACAUGGAGUCGAAAGUGAAUAUUAUGAAGCAGAUAUGCUGCCAUCUAUUGGAACCUGUAAAGCAUUGUAUCCAUUCGAAGCUACAAGCGAGGGUAGUAUCCCAAUGGCGCAAGACGAAGAACUCCACCUUAUCGAGUUGGAUCAGGGUGAUGGAUGGACGCGCGUGCGCCGUAUGUUAGGUGAUAUGGAAGGUUUUGUGCCAACUUCCUAUAUAGAAUAUUCGUUGUUUAAUACUUAAGAAUAAAAAAGAAGGAAAUAAAAGAACUAAAAAAUUUCGAUGGUAGUAACUUAAGGAUAUGAAGAGCAUCAAUUUUUUAAGAUUGAUUAUAUUUUUGUAAAUUAUUUAUGCAAUAUUUAAAAAAAAAUUGAUAGACGUUGAUAGACGGUUGAAGGUUCAUAGAGGCUUUUUUCAAAUUUAUAUUUUUUAUAAUUUUUUUCAUGUCACUAUUACCUACACAUAUCCAGCUCACAAUAUUUCAUCUGAUUCACAAUUUCUGGUAUAAAUUUACAAAAAGUAUUUUUAAAGAUAUUAUUUUUGACCUAUAAUCAUUAUAUUUAUAAAAAGUUACGACAGUCUUGUUUAGAUAAAAGUAUUCUCAAACUAUACUGCACUAUUUUUAAGAUUUCAAUUCGUUCAUAUACCUAAUUAAUUGUUAUUUGUAACAAGAAAGAUUUUAAGAGUAUAAACCAUACACUUACCCCCCAAUUAUUCAGUGUCGCAGGUUUAAAAUAAUUUUGAGUUAUGUUUUUAAAUUUAGUUUGUAAGACAAAUAAAAACAAGUAUUUUCAAACUCUUUCUUCUUUUCGAUUAAGUUGGUUUUUAGAUAAUAUUCUUUUGCCAAAACUAUGCUAAUAUAGAAAUUAUGACAGUCUUGUUAUAAAACAAAUAUUACCAUCUAUACCAUUGCUAUCUCAUCCUAUAUAUUACAAUUGUUUCUCCAAAAUGUUUUCUUCUCCAUUAAGAUGGUUUUAAAAAAAUUAUUUUGGUGUAAAAGUCUUGUUGUGAUACAUUAUGGGGACUUACGAUAUUACAAAAAUUAAAGCUCCUCUCUGAUAAAGUCUAUAGAAUAUAUCCAGUUAAUAUUUUCAGAUUUUGAUAUUGUUCCCUGAAUUAGUCGUUUUUCUUUUUGAUUGAUUGAGAUGGUUUUUGGCCAAAAUUACCCUGGUAUGAAGAUUAUGACCAUCUUGUUAUGACACAAGUAUUAUCCAGUAUUAAAAGUGUAGCGUGGAGUAAUAUAUACUUGGGCGAAAUCGCAUCAACGAGGAUUCUUUUAAAAGUUACGACAGUCUUGUUGCACUACAAGUAUUAUUCACUAUUCCAUCACUAUCUUACAAUAUAAGGUACUUAUCACUUAAGCUUUCCUCUCUGAUGAAGCUUGUAGUAUAUUGAUAUCUUAUAACCUACUCAUUAGGGUAGUUUAUUUUCGUAAAAAAAAAUUCUCACCAAGAUUGAGCUCAUAACACCAAUUUUUUCAAUGGUAAAACUUUAUAUUCAAAUUGUAAGUACUUAAAAUUGAUAUUAAGAACUCAAACUUGGUGAGAAUUUUUUUUCUAUAUGUAUAUUUUGCUUGAGCACCGAAAAAAACAUUGUUUUUGGAUCAAUUACUCAUGUUUCUUCAAUCAGCUCAGAUUUUUUAGCGUUGAACUGUGAUAUUUUUGAGUUGUGUCUUUAUUGAUCAAAUCGAUUACAUCUACUCAUAGAAAUGCUAUUAUUUUAUAAAUUUAAAUAUUAACAUAUUUACAUAAUUAACUUUCUCCGUAAAAUAUACUCUUAAUUAAUAAUUUUCUCUUUCUUUACGCAAGUUUUUGAGAAAGUCUCUACAAACCUCGACGACCUGACGCAAUAUUCUCUUCUGUUUGUAUGUACAUUUAUAAUAUUUUUAUAAAUUAGCUAAUAAAUGAAAAAAUAUAUAUAUUUACUUUUUUUUAAUUUUCUUUUCUAAGUGUUUACGUUAUUCUUUGUUUUAUUGAACAAUAUAAAAACUCGAGAUCAAAGUAUUUCUUAGUCAUAUAUUUAUAAUGUGUUGCUUAUAUGCCAAGUAAAGUAUCUAAAUCAAAGGGGAGAGUGCGAAAUACUACUGUAUAAUCAAUUUUUUAUCGACUCUGUAUAAAGAAAAUUUAAAUUUUAUCAAACGCUGCUUUUCACAUUCCUUCUUAACUAAAUCAUGUUUAUUUCAAUGUUGUAAUGCAUUUCGCAACCAAUGAUUAACAUUUUAGUAUUUUGGAAUCUCCCUCUAACUCAUUAUUAUUAUUAUUAUUGAGAAUAUGUGGCUUAGCGCAAUUAUUUAGUUCCUACGAAAGGAACUUAGCUGUUGUUUAGUGAAUAUGGGAUUGAUAUUAAUUUUAUAACCUUAAAACAAUUAAAAUUUACGCUUAACUAAUUUAUCAUUAAUUAGUUUCCACCUGAUAUUACAGCUUGAUGUAAGCUUUGAUUUUCCGCACACUUUGUCUCUAGCUUUUCUUAUUACUUUGAGAAUAAAGUAUUUGACAAGUGGUUUAAAUGAUUUAUGUCAUGCAAAAUUAUUAUAUUUUAUAUUAUCAUAUUUAAAAUCAAUUUUUAAAGUUUUUGGUUUAAACUUACCGCUAAAAAACGCUCAUUAUCAAUAUUAUGAUGCAAUGAGUCAGUACAUAGUAAACUUGUGAAUAGUUAACGGCAUUCUUUACUGUUUAUUUAUUUUUGUGUCAUAAAAUAUGUUAUCAGUGGUAUUUAGUGCCUCAGUGUACUGAUACUUUCUUAAAAACAGCAUUAAAAUAACGAAAAAAGUGGUUACAUCUUGUUUGAACAAAUCCAUGUAACUUGUGUUAUAACUCCAAUUAAUAUUUGUGUAAUGUAAGUAUUAAUUGUUAUAUUUAUUUUUCUAACCUUAAAAUAAAUUGAAAUAAUGAACUUAACCUAAGUAACCGAAAUAUCAUAACUUUAACGUUAAUAAAUAAAAGAACAAUCCAUCAAGCAAAUAAUUAUAUACAUACAUUGAAAUUUUAACGUUUAUAAAUUUAACAGCACAGAAAUAAUAGGCUACAAAGAAGCCUGCCACCAUAAUUGCAUCUAGUAUUAACAUCUAUCUACUUUUUAUUGUAAAUCUUUUUAAUUCAAAAUAAAAAUACUUAAGAAAAAACUUAAAUUAGUUAUAAACUUACAUAUAACCCAAAAAAAAUAAAGUUAUUAAUUCACUGAUAGUCGAAACAAAGUAAAUCAUAAGGAAUCAGGAGUUUACUAUUUAGUGACGUCACUAGCAGAUUACUGUUUAAAUUAAUGAAUUUCUUUCAUUAUUAUUAUAAUUUUUAACAAAUAUUAAAGAAAAAAACUUUUGAGAAUUUUAGCAAUAAAUAAAAAUCUGAAUAAUUUUAUUUUUUACCUCUGGCAAAUACCGUAUUCUCUUUAGCUUUUGGGAAUUGAGCCCGCUGAUCAUGCUGGAUUUUCCGAAAAUGUGAAUUAUUUUGUAAUCAUAUCCUCUCAUCAUCAUCAUCAUAAAAUAUUUUUAUUACUUUUUUUUUCAAAUCCGUGAAGUAUUUUUUAUCUGCCGUAGUCUUAAAUCCAUGUCUCAUUACCAUAGGUUACAACUUCUCUAAUAAUCGCUUAUUCAGUUUAAUGUAUCAAUGUAGUUCUGGUAUCUAUAAAUAUUCCAUGUACUUAUCUGUAAUUUACUCUACCGUAGGAAUAUAGGUAAUAUUUCUACUCCAUUUGGUUUCAAUUUUUGCUUCCUGUUUAGCCCGUCUCCAAUUCAAUCCUAUUUUUUUCAAGUUGUUUGCCAUUUCCGUAUUCCAUUUUCUUCAGGGUCUUCUUUUUAAUUCAUUUUCGUUUCUCAUAUCACCUUAACUGAUCUGUCUUCAAUCUUACCAAACCAUCUCAACUUUUGUUUAAUUUUUUGCACUACACUCAAUAAGUUUAAUUCACAUCUAAUUAUGUCAUUCCUUAUUUAAUCUAGUCUUUUAACCUUUGCUAUUUUUCUCAGAAUCUUCAUUUCAUACGUUAUUAUUUCCUGCUUCAAUAUGUUGGUUAACAAAUUUGCAACCAUUGAUCAGUAUUUAUAGUGGUACAAACUAGUAGAUUUUCAUUUUGUAUUUGUAAAUUCUUCCAUCUGGGCUUAAAAUUCUUUUCAGAUACUUAAGCUUGUUAAACUCUUCUUUUCAUGUUAUUAUACUAUCACAAUUAUUUCUUCUGGUAUGUUUGAUAGUUCCAUUAAUUCAUUCAGUAAUAUUACAUUUCUUUAUUUCACUUUUGUAUCUUAUUUUUGUUUAUUUUGGCUUUUGGCAUGAUACUCUAGUUAACGCUCUUCUUUUUGUACUUUUACAGUUUCUUCUGGUACGUUUGAUAUUUUCAUUAUUUCUGUCUUUUAUAUAUUCAUCCUCAGUUAGUAUUGUUCCAAUUCUCACUUCAAUUCUGGAACUUUUUUUUUUUGGUUAUUUUGGUUUCCCAUAACAACUUAAAUGUUCUGUCCUCUUUCAUUCUUACUUAAAUCACCUCAACCGUUGCUCUAUUUUUCUUUUUCGUCAAUUCUUCUAUUAGGUCUUACAAUUAUUUUUAACUUGUUAAAGCUCUUCUUUUCAUGUUAUUGUACUUUCACAGUUAUUUCUUCUGGUAUGUUUGAUAUUUUAAUUAUUUCUGUCUUUUGCAGUCCAUAUUGUUUCAUUCCUUUGCUCCACUUCUCUUUUGCAGCAUUACGAUUUCCAAUUGUUUUUGUCUGGUACAUUUUUAAGUUUUAUUCAGCUUCCUAUAGACACUGUGUGGUUAUGUAAAAAAAUCGAAGGACAUUGACUUUUGUUUAAUAACAAAGUUGUGCUAUUGAAUGCAUAAUAAUUGGUCUUUAAGCUCUGAUUGAAUUCAUUAAUUCAUUAAUUAAAAUAGCUCUUUUCAUUAAUCAUCGAUACUUGUUUAGUCGAAUAAGUCGUACUAUUGAGUUGAAAUUUCUGGAACCGUUGGUGAUAAUCUUACUGAACACACUGUUUACACCACCACUACACCAACA